This is a messenger RNA of Sorex araneus (European shrew), 2205 nucleotides long. RefSeq names its product ribonuclease P protein subunit p20-like. The transcript has a single exon. The coding region runs from base 1311 to 1778 and encodes 155 amino acids. Gene Ontology annotation, molecular function: nucleic acid binding. NCBI's taxonomy places the organism in Eukaryota, Metazoa, Chordata, Mammalia, Eulipotyphla, Soricidae. Gene Ontology annotation, biological process: tRNA 5'-leader removal. The record is from RefSeq and is a predicted model, not a curated record. Gene Ontology annotation, cellular component: nucleolar ribonuclease P complex; nucleus; ribonuclease MRP complex.
AAGGUAACAAACCUAGCUGGCUUGUUACUGGUACUGACAUGAAAUUGCCAAGCCAAUUUGGUGCUAGGAGCAGGGAUAAAACCUGGUUUGGGUAAAAUCCUAAGGUUAAUUCUCUCCAUAUUGCCAAGCACACUGGGAACUUUGCUAUAGUUAGAGAAGCAGAACUAUAGCAAAGGCCUUCUCAGAGGCAAAUCACUAAAGAGAACAUAAAUAUGCCAGAAUAGGAAGGAGACCAUCACAUAUGUACCUAGGGAUCUAAUUAUAGAUAUCCUGUCUUAUCAAGACAGCGUUGAAAGAGUAAGCUCAGUAAGCUCGUUGUAAUUUACCUAUGUAGAAGCAUAAGCUUAUGGAUAAAAGGAGGGGCCAGACAGAAACAUGACCAAACCAAACAAUCAGAUUAGGAUCACAAGUGGUGGUUGAAAAUGGCUGAAAAUCAAAUCCACAAAUGAAAAUCAAGGGAAAAUCAAGGGAACUAAUGUCACUGAACCAUAUGACUGUAUACUGGGCACUUUAUACCCACAAUUUCACCUCACAUCAGCCUCUUCCUCUCAUAACAGUUCAGGCCAAUACAAUUCUAGUUCCUAGAAUUUGCCUUCACUUUCCCUCCACUUUCUCUAAAACAUACCCCUGCACAUACCCCUAAACCUUCCAACCCCAUUAGCAACCCUGCCUAACUCCUCCAUCCCCUUCUGGCGUAGGUGCCAUUCUCCCAAUCACCGGCAGGGUAAGUGUGCCCUAUGAGAACGUCUAUGCAGCAGGUUGUCCAUCCAUUUUCUCUCUCACACGCAUCCUCUGCUCCUAGAAGUCUGACACACUAACUGCACACCCCAUCUCCACAGCAGCAUUUCUCACUCCAGACCCAAGCAAAUCCUCUCCAGCUUUCAGCAUUCAGCUCUGGUACCUCACUUCUCCAUGAAUGAUUCCCUGAUUAACCUGUUUAAAUACAAAUAUAUGACUUGUGAAGCCUUGGUUUGGGGAAGCUAAGAUCUCCUCAAUGCUAUAGCACAAUCAUACAUAAAUGAAAACUUUUAGGAGGGGUCGAAUGAGAGCAGUCCCAAGGACAGCAGGGAAGGGGCUCUCGGGAAGCAGAAGAAUUGGAGUCCUGGCGCGCUGCUCGGGUGUCCGCGCUCUGGCCUUCGCGGCGCUCCUUGUGCUGCUUUUCUUUUCCCGGGGCUCGCGGGUCGCGGGCAGCUCCGCUGGGGUCGCCGCGAUGCUUGACGGGCCCCGGAGGGAGCGGCCGCGUGCGCGUGGAGGGGCCCUGCGCGGUGGAGAGCGAGUAGGCGCGGGAAGAGGAGGGGGUGCUGGGAUGAAUGAACGGGGCCAAGAACUGGGGUGCCGCGGGGCGUGAGCGCGCCCCCUCCCGGCCGCUCCCGCGGGGAAGGACCCCCGACAGAAAAGCGUACCCGGUGGAGUACACGCUGCGGGAGCGGCUGCCGCACCGCCUGCCCCGGAGGCCCAAUGACAUCUACGUCAACAUGAAGACGGACUUCAAGGCCCAGCUGGCGCGCUGCCAGAAGCUGCUGGACGCAGGGGCGCGGGGUCAGAACGCUUGCGCCGAGAUCUACAUCCACGGCUUGGGCCUGGCCAUCAACCGAGCCAUCAACGUUGCCCUCCAGCUGCAGGCGGGCAGCUUCGGCUCCCUGCAGGUGGCGGCCAACACGUCCACCGUGGAGCUCGUGGACGAGCUGGAAACGGAGAGCGACGCGAGAGAGCCGCUCACGCGCAACCGCAAUAACUCGGCCAUCCACAUCCGCAUCUUCAGGGUCACCCCCAAGUAACUGAGGCGAGCGGCGCCUGGCCAGCCCUCCACCACCGGGUUGGACCACGGCCUGGCCUCCCCCUUGUCCCCAGGACGCUGAAUUUGUUUGGUUUGGGGCCACGCCCAGCGGUGCUCAGAGCUUACUCCUGGCAUCCUCAGCGGACCCUAUGGGAUGCCCGGUCUCGAGCCUGGUUCUUCCUGAGCAAGGCAAGCGCCAUACGUGCUGUAUUAUAUUUCUGGCCCCGAGGACUGAAUUGGGGGGUCGGGGAGGGAUGUUGUCUAUUGGGCCGAACGGCCGGUCUUUGUGAAUCUGUGUUCCGUUACUGUUGUCUUAGACAAUAAAAAAGUAUCACUUUAGUGUCCACCAAAAAAAAAAAAAAAAAGAAUUGCAGUCCUGCCUAACCAACCUCAUCAGCCUUAUACACUCGUGAAGGAGGGAUGAGUUC